GCGACGGGUUCUCUCUCGCUCGGUGUGCUCUCGGCCAUGGCGGGCUGCGCGGAGGCGGCGCGGCUGAGCGCGGAGAUCGGCCAGCGGGAGCAGGAGCUGCGCGGCUUACGCGAGCGGCUGGCCGCCGUCCUGGCGGAGGGUGCUGCGGGCGACGGUGGGGUCGCCGAGGCUACCGAGGCCGAGUGUGCCGCCGCCUUUCCCGGCGAGCUCCCCCCUCUGCCCGCCCGGGCCUCUCUGAACGCCGCCGACAUCCUGCGGUACAGCCGGCAGCUGGUGCUGCCGGAGCUGGGCGUGCGGGGGCAGCUGCUCCUGGCCCGCUCCUCCGUGCUCGUGGUGGGCUGCGGCGGCCUGGGCUGCCCGCUGGCCCAGUACCUGGCAGCCGCCGGUGUCGGCCGCCUGGGUCUGGUGGAUCACGACGUGGUGGAGACGAGCAACCUGCACCGGCAGGUGCUGCACGGGGAGGCCCGCCGAGGGCUCCCCAAGGCGCUCUCUGCCGCGGCGGCCCUGCGGCUGCUGAACUCCACGGUGCAGUACGUGCCCUACUGCGGCGCCCUGAGCCCUCGCACUGCCCUAGAGCUGGUGCGGCAGUACGACGUCGUCGCCGACUGCUCCGACAACGUCCCCACCAGGUACUUGGUGAACGACGCCUGCGUCCUGGCGGGGAAGCCCCUGGUGUCUGGCAGUGCCCUGCGGCUGGAGGGGCAGCUCAUCGUGUACAACUACCAGGGAGGGCCCUGCUACAGGUGUCUCUUCCCCAAGCCCCCUCCACCGGAGACGGUGACUAACUGUGCAGAUGGGGGUGUGCUGGGUGUCGUGCCAGGCAUCGUGGGGUGCAUCCAGGCCUUGGAAGUGCUGAAGAUUGCUUCGGGAAUGGGUUCCUCCUUCAGUCAGUUCAUGCUGAUGUUUGAUGCCCGUGAGGGGAGAUUUCGCAACAUCAAGUUAAGACCAAAGAAACCGGACUGUGCUGUUUGUGGUGACAAUCCGUCUGUCACCUGUCUUCAGGAUUAUGAGGCGUUUUGCGGUUCUUCUGCAACAGACAAGUGUAGGACUUUACAUCUGCUGUCCAGUAAAGACAGGGUGUCUGUAGAGGAAUACAAAAAACUGUUGGAUGAGCAAGUUCCUCAUGUGUUGUUAGACGUCCGUCCGCAGGUAGAAGUGGAUAUCUGUCGCCUGGUACAUGCUGUCCACGUUCCUUUGAGUAAAUUAGAAGAGAAAGAUGAAGAAUAUCUGGAAUAUUUAGAAAAAAGAAUUUGUGAAGAAAAGCAGAGAACUAAUGGCCAAACAUCUUUUCCUGUAUAUGUUAUAUGCAAAUUAGGAAAUGACUCCCAGAAGGCUGUAAGAAUUCUGCAGGAGUUACCUGUCAGACAAUUUGGCUCUGUGGUAGCUAAGGAUAUUAAAGGGGGGCUCAUGGCUUGGGCCAGUAAAGUUGACCCAACAUUUCCUCUGUAUUAGAAGUUUACAUGGUGGAAAAAAAAGUACAAAUUUUCAUAGUUAAUUCCAUAGGGUUUAAUCUUCUCUGUGUAAUGACUAUAUCAUGUGGAUAAAACAGGACAUAGAAAUACCAUGUUGCUUUUUUUAAAUGGUAAUUUUUUUCAAAAAAAUCAUGUAUUUUUGUAGAUGUCUGAUUAUUUUUUUUUAAAAUGUGAAACUGUCCAUGGAAAUGGAAAGAAAUUUGUUACUUGGUUAUUGUUUAAUAGUGAAAAUGUGGAAUAACUACUUAAUUGUGCAUGUGACAAUUCAGCAUGACUCUUAGUUAGUCAUUAUAGCCUGGAGAAUGACAAAGCACAGCAGUCAAGUGUUGAAAGUUUUUACUUGUUCUCCUAACUGCCUAACAAAUUGAAACAGUGCAUGCAGUGAUUAAAAACACCCAGCUAACUGUUAAUCUCUAGCUGGUCAGUAGCACUAUUAAGCCUAUCAAUGCUGACAGGACUGUUUUGGUCAACACCUUUUAGUUCUCUGUGGAAGCAUGAGAAGUGCUCAUUGCAAAUAACAGCAUCUGCAGCAAGGGUGUUCUGUUAAGAACUGCCAGGGCCAUCCAUCCUCAGUUGUUGGCUGGCUGGCAAAAAAGUGUAUUCCCUGACUUGUACAGAGAAACCGAGGUUAAACGUUAAUAAGACAUAAGAGUGAGCCCACAAAGUUUGUAAAACAUACAGAAAAUGCUUUUGUGAGGGCUUAGAAGAGUUCAGAGCUUGAGACAUGAGAAGGUGAGAGAGAAAAAAAUUAGAUAUGGGGCCUCCCUUCUGCAAGUACAAAGACAUAUUUCAUAAGUUUUCUCCCUGUUUGUUGUGGUAGUUGCAUGUCCCUAGUUGUACUGCAUUAUUUUGUUAGCUGGCAUGAAGAGCUACACAUAUCUAAAAAGUUCUCGUAGAUGAACUCAAUGAAAAGAAAGAGAAAUAAAUAGCUUCUCAACAGA
Aquila chrysaetos chrysaetos is the source of this 2413-nucleotide messenger RNA. It is a transcript of the gene MOCS3, whose product is annotated as molybdenum cofactor synthesis 3. Lineage: Eukaryota; Metazoa; Chordata; Aves; Accipitriformes; Accipitridae. The coding region runs from base 37 to 1452 and encodes 471 amino acids. The record is from RefSeq and is a predicted model, not a curated record. Gene Ontology annotation, cellular component: cytoplasm; cytosol. Gene Ontology annotation, biological process: protein urmylation; tRNA wobble position uridine thiolation. Gene Ontology annotation, molecular function: thiosulfate-cyanide sulfurtransferase activity; adenylyltransferase activity; URM1 activating enzyme activity. The transcript has a single exon.